This is a messenger RNA of Vespula vulgaris, 7160 nucleotides long. RefSeq names its product glutamate receptor 1 (gene GluRIB). Gene Ontology annotation, molecular function: glutamate-gated receptor activity; transmitter-gated monoatomic ion channel activity involved in regulation of postsynaptic membrane potential. Gene Ontology annotation, biological process: synaptic transmission, glutamatergic; modulation of chemical synaptic transmission. NCBI's taxonomy places the organism in Eukaryota, Metazoa, Arthropoda, Insecta, Hymenoptera, Vespidae. The transcript has 19 exons. The record is from RefSeq and is a predicted model, not a curated record. Gene Ontology annotation, cellular component: plasma membrane; postsynaptic membrane. Bases 594 to 3293 code for a protein of 899 amino acids.
UCCUUCGUUCGUGCAUAUUUCGCGUGACGUUAUUCUUCCGUAACGAGAAGAAGAAUUUUCGUGAUCGUUCGAUCGAUCGUUCGCAAUAACGUAAAAUAACGCGAAUCGACCGCCCUUCGAUUCAUCGGACUUUGAACAAAUAUUGUGCUCCUUGUUUCGAAACGAUCACGAUGCCAAAGAAUCGUAUCGUUUUAACGAAUCGUAUUAUUAUUCGUAAAGAGUCAACGGAACUCGAAUAGUUUCGAAGCACGAGCUUAAUCGUAUGUAAUAUCCUCGAAAUUUGCCGUUUUACGACGUCGCACAGUCCCGACAUCGCUAACGGAAUUUUAAGACCGCGGUAAUUCGAGACUAAAUUUUUGAGGAACUCUUUGGGGAAGUCGAGAAGACCGUAAUCUCGAACGAUAAGGACAAUUAUUUUGACCGAGCGAAACGGUUCAAGCUGGUUUAGACGUCUGAACCAUCGCGAAGAAUGCUUAGGAAGCAAGGAUUAUCGGAUACGAGCCCGGACAUAACCUAGACGCAACCCAACGCAUCCUCGUGGUGCGAUUUUCGAGCAGGGUACGGACGAGAUCCAGUCCGCCUUCAGGUUCGCCAUGUUCAACCACAACAAGAACACGACCAUUCGAAAGUUCGAGCUGCAAGCCUUCGUUGACGUGAUUAACACAGCGGACGCCUAUAAACUUUCCCGUUUGAUUUGCACUCAAUUCAGCAGGGGCGUGUACUCGAUCCUGGGCGUCGUCAGUCCGGACUCGUUCGACACGCUUCACUCCUACAGCAACACGUUUCAGAUGCCCUUCAUGACGCCCUGGUUUCCCGAAAAGGUCCUCACGCCAUCCUCCGGUCUCUUGGACUUUGCCAUAAGCAUGCGUCCGGAUUACCAUCGUGCCAUCAUCGACACGGUGCGAUACUACGGAUGGAAGAAAAUCAUCUACCUCUACGACUCCCACGACGGUCUCCUAAGGCUGCAGCAAAUUUAUCAAACGUUGAAGCCUGGAAACGAGUCUUUUCAAGUGGAAACCGUCAAGAGGAUACAAAACAUGUCCGAGGCGAUCGAUUUUCUCCGAAGCCUCGAAGAACUUAAUCGAUGGAGCAACAAAUACGUGGUAUUGGAUUGUCCAACGGACAUGGCCAAGGAUAUCGUGGUGAGUCACGUUCGAGACGUCACGCUUGGAAGAAGAACGUAUCAUUACUUAUUAAGUGGGCUGAUAAUGGACGAUCGAUGGGAGAGCGAGGUGAUCGAGUACGGAGCCAUCAACAUCACCGGCUUUCGCAUUGUGGACGCCAAUCGACCUCACGUCAAGGAUUUCCUCCUCGGCUGGCAUCGCCUCGAUCCUGUCACCAAUCAGGGGGCUGGUCGUGAAUCCAUUUCCGCGCAAGCGGCCUUGACGUACGACGCGGUGUUCGUUCUCGUCGAAGCGUUCAACAAGUUUCUCAGAAAGAAGCCUGAUCGGAACAACGUCAGACGGACCGGAAACAGUAGCCAACCAACGAACGCUACGAGAUCUCUCGAGUGCAAUUAUAGCCGUGAUGUGGUCACGCCAUGGGAACACGGCGACAAAAUAUCAAGAUUUCUCAGAAAGGUCGAAAUCGAAGGCUUGACGGGGAAGAUACGUUUCAACGACGACGGACGAAGACAAAAUUAUACGCUUCACGUGGUCGAGAUGACGGUGAACAGUGCCAUGGUCAAGGUUGCCGAGUGGACGGACGAGGCUGGAUUUCAAACGAUAGCUGCCAAAUACGUGAGAUUGCGCCCGCACGAGAUCGAGAAGAAUAGAACUUACAUCGUUACAACGAUCGUGGAGGAGCCUUACAUCAUGAAGAAAAAGUCCGAGAACGGCGAAGCGCUCGUUGGAAAUGACAGUUACGAGGGUUACUGCAAAGACCUCGCCGAACUCAUAGCUAAAAAACUUGGCAUAACGUACGAGUUGCGAAUCGUAAAGGACGCUAAAUAUGGGACCGAAAAUCCGGACGUUCCCGGCGGUUGGGACGGAAUGGUCGGUGAACUCAUUAGAAAGGAAGCGGACAUCGCCAUCGCUCCUAUGACGAUCACGUCGGAGCGCGAGCGCGUGAUUGAUUUCAGCAAGCCCUUCAUGUCUCUCGGUAUCAGCAUCAUGAUAAAGAAGCCCAUCAAGCAGAAGCCAGGGGUCUUCAGUUUUCUCAAUCCGCUGAGCAAGGAGAUCUGGGUGUGCGUCAUCUUCUCUUACAUCGGAGUGUCCAUCGUCCUAUUCAUAGUCUCGAGGUUUUCACCGUACGAGUGGAGAGUUUUGACGAUCAGCGGAGGCGGUGAUCCAACCAUGUCCGGCAGAAACGAUCCGAGCCUUCAGCAUCCUCACACGCCUCAAGGUUCCCCGCAUAUACCAACGUCCAGCAUGGCCAACGAUUUCAGUAUCAUCAAUAGUUUAUGGUUCUCCUUGGCUGCGUUCAUGCAGCAAGGUUGCGACAUAUCACCGAGGUCGAUAUCCGGCCGAAUAGUCGGCAGCGUUUGGUGGUUCUUCACUCUAAUCCUGAUAUCGUCCUACACCGCUAACCUCGCUGCCUUCCUAACGGUCGAAAGAAUGGUAACUCCUAUAAAUUCGCCGGAAGACCUCGCUUCGCAAACGGAAGUACAAUAUGGAACGUUGUCUCACGGCUCUACGAGGGACUUUUUUCGAAAAUCUCAAAUCAGUCUAUACAGUAAGAUGUGGGAGUUUAUGAAUUCGCGCAAACAAGUCUUCGUUAAAACUUACGACGAAGGGAUAAGAAGAGUAAGAACGAGCAAGGGAAAGUACGCUCUACUGAUAGAGAGUCCAAAGAACGAGUACAUCAACGAGAGAUUGCCCUGCGAUACGAUGAAAGUCGGACGAAAUCUCGAUGCCAAGGGUUUCGGCGUUGCGACUCCGCUCGGUUCUCCUUUGAGGGAUUCCAUCAACUUGGCCGUGCUGUCAUUGAAGGAAAGCGGAGAAUUAACAAAGUUGAUGAAUCGAUGGUGGUACGAUAGAACGGAAUGCAGGCACGGCGACAAGCAGGACGCUUCGAGAAACGAAUUAUCUCUCAGCAACGUCGCCGGAAUCUUUUACAUUCUCAUAGGUGGACUUCUCCUGGCAUUGGCCGUCGCCCUUCUUGAAUUCUGUUACAAGUCUCACACCGAAGCUACCAGAGCGAAGAUACCAUUGUCGGACGCGAUGAAGGCGAAAGCCAGGCUGACGAUCGGUGGUGGUCGAGAUUUCGACAAUGGACGGUACUACGCCCCAGCAAACGCGAUUGGGACUACCGAGGGCGACCAGGUGCACAGCAAUACGCAUACUCAGGUGUAAGCUACUCGGACAGUUCGGCAGGUGAGUCACCAGCAAUUUCGUUGCCGACUCCACCGCCGCCGCCAUUGAUGGCUCCACCGCCGCCGCCACCUAGAAGACCACCGAGAAGGAGCGUCACCUUCGCAGACUCGCCUCUGAAGAGUCCGAAGAAGGUUUUCUCGAGGUUUCCGCGAAGAACGUCGAGCGUCGCGACGCUAGACGUCGCGGUUCCUUGGACGCCGGUCUCGCCGCGGCACUGGACCAUGCGCGACGGUAAACCCGAGUACGUCACCUGAAUAAAUCAAAAGAGAAACGAAGACGAGCACCUAACGCCAAAAUAUAUGCCGAAUUUCCGAAGGAAGAUUCAACGUUUUCUUCGUCUCUCCGCUUUCUCUUUCGCAAUGAAUUAUACCCGUACUUCUUCUACCCCAUAGAGCAAAAUUUUUUCCAACCACGAGUCGAAAUCGCACAGAUACCGAUCAACGAGAAAUCUUCGAUACUAACCGUUAAAUGGAAUUUUUCUUUUUCUUUCCGAUCGAAUUAAUACUGGACAAGUUCGUUACGUUUACGAUUCCCUGGGAGUCGUAAUAAAAGACGUUGCUUUAUGGGGAUUCUUCCUUUUCGUAUGAAAUAACACUGCCAACGUUUGUGGACGAAAUACACGGUAUGUGUUCUCGCGAUGUGUUCAUCGCCAAGCGUGUGUCAUCGGAGAGACGAAAACGGAAUCAGCGUUCGGAGAUGCGAUAUUAUUCCCCGUGUCUUCGGACGAGAACGCGUUUGUAAAUUGUAAAUAAUUGUAUGAGAAUCAAAUAGAAGAAUCAAAAGAAAUCGAAAAGAUCGAAAAUUCUAUAGUAGAUCGAUGGUCCUGGGGUGGGUGCAUGUGCAACCAUAUAAUAAAACGAUAUUCGUCGUAUUAACUGCCAUUUCGCAUUAACAAGAGAAGAAGAAAAACGAAGAAAGAUAUCAAAGAGAAAAAGGGUGGUAUUAACUCUAUAAUAUUAUUCGACGUACGCUUACGUCGAAUAUAUGCGUAUCGAUGAUCGCAAGGUCAGCGAGAUCAGAGAGAAGGGAAGAGAUUCCAAAGAAAAAAAAAAGAAAAGAAAAGAAUCUCGAGAAGCUGUCACGUGCCAAAAAAACAAAUACGAAAGAGGACGAACCGUCUCCGAUCGUGACACGAAUGUACUAUUACUAUUAUUAUUAUUAUUAUUAUUGCUAGUUAUUCUUAUUGCGAAUUAAUUAACUACUUCAUUAUGGUAUACCGGUGCAAACUAUUUUGUGCAAUGCGAGCUUGAAAAGAAUCGCGUACCCCCGUUGGAUCCAUGAGAAUUUUUUCACUAACAAAGUGUAUAAUCACGUCGAGCGUGUGUGUUGCGAAUGUAAUAGUCUAUAUAUUACAUAAAAAUAUAUACCUAUAGACGUUUAUUAAAGGUAAUAUGUAUAUGAUCGUGCGAAUUGUGUGAGUGAGAGAGAGAGAGAGAGAGAGAAUAGAACGAGCGUGAAAGAAGCGUCGUGCGUUAUUACGAAUCGGGUGAGUGAGUCUAGAUCGAUCGUGUAAAGGCGUUGUACGAGUACCUAUAUCGAUCUUCUAUGCGAUCUCGCGUCGAUCCGAAAGUCCGAUGUAGGUCGUGAAAUAAGAGAAAAUUUCUUCUCUCUUUUGGGAUUUCCGGAUUACUCCGUUUCUCACGAAUUAAGGGAAGAAGCGAUUCUACGUCGGUCCGGUUCGGUCCGUCGAGAUCCCCGAUUCCAAAAUUAAUCAUCGUGGCCAAGAGUUGUUGGUGCCAAAAAGACGAUAUCUUACGUCGUGCGGACCCACGCGUUCGCGAUACUAUCCAUUGAUUUAUAGCCGUUCGAGCUAUCGCACGUAGAGUACAUACCUACUUGAUACAUCGUCGAGAACGCAAACUUUUGCGGACCUUUUUGUUUCCGUUCGCGAUACGACGUCGUACGUUUUCCUUAUUUAUCUUUCUCCGUGUUCACGGAAUAUCCGUCGAAGCAAGGGGACCGAACGACGAAAGAGAUCGAACGAUAAAUUCGGCAUAAGCCGCGACGUGUGUAACUGAAUAUCGAAUAUUGUUCGUCAAAAGUAUGUACGAUCUGACAAAGUACCAUUACGUUUUUCCAAUGUAAAUAUCGUCGUUUAUACCGAAGAAAAAAUGAGUAAGAUUCCAUUUUCCGUGGGACGUUCGCGAGAUCUUUCUUUUUUCCUUCUUCCGACAUUCGAAGAGCGAAAGAUCGAGGAUAAUCGAUUUGAUCCAGUUUCAUGCGUUGCGAUCUAACUAACUAUCAUAUCGUCAGAUUUUCUUAUUACGACUCAUUGUUAUCUAUCAUCGAUUAAUAAACGAUAGAUAAUAUACGUAUCGGUUUAAAGAUAGAUCGUUAAAACUAAUGAUAAACGUCGUGCGUGAUGUGUUUAAAUAAGAGAAAGAAUAAAACAAAGAAAAAAAAAGAAAAACGAAAAAAAAAAUAAAGAUACGGAGAGACUCGUCCUGAAAAGGCGAUAAAAACAUUGUCACGAUUACGUUGACGCAACGUCAAAUUAUCUCCGCGCGUACGCGCGUGUGCGAGCGUACUCGUCUGCUGUGCGUGCAACGAGAGUGGAAAUAUGUCCGAUUACGUAAGCGAGAGGAUCGUCGAAGAUUAUUAAAAGAAAACAAAAAACAAGAACGAAACACCUACUUAUCGAGACAAGUGCAAAAUCGACGAGUCGAGAAGCUGCAACGAAGUAACCCACGAGCGAAUAUAAAUGCUGUUCCAUUAUAAAUAGAAAAACGUUCCGCUUCUCGGAGAGUCUCGCUUACGUAGGAAGCUGCUACGUUCGACGCUCGACUCGGAAUGACAAAGCGUUGUAAUCGUCUUUGUUUUCGUCGUCGUCGCGAACGAUUUCCGUGUUGAUGUUUAUCGUAAACUUUUUCUAUCCUCUAUUUACCUUGGUGAAUAAACACACGAAUGAAAUGCGAUAAAAACACAGAGAGAGAUACAAAAAUCAAGAGAAUCCCCGCGUACCGUCCCUGCGCCGUUGCGAAAAACAAUUUAUGUAAUUUUCUAAGAGCCCAACAUCAUUUCUUUUCACGACGUUCCUCCUUCACGCAUCAGCUACUUACGUUCACCGAAAUAAAUAUCGUCGGCGAGUAAGAGAGUCUCCGCUUGACCGUGUAGAUUUUCAACCUUACCCGUUUAAAGAGAAACGUAAACGUUAUGGGAUAACGAAAAUGACGAAUAAGGAAAUUAUACCUGAUCGGUCCAAUAGCAAAGCGGGGACUGACACGAGGCGCAACUUGCAUGCGCACUUACAUCCGUACGAGUCGACACGCGGAUGGAAUGAAACAUUAUUUUACAUAUUCCUCACCGUUGUAUCUUCAUGUAGCUUCGAUAUUUAAAAGAGAAAAAAAAACAAAAAAGAAAAAACAAAAAAAGAACAAAAACAAAAAAAAGGAAAAAAAAGUACCCUCAAUCCUUUGACAGUUUCGCCGAGACUCUCCCGCUUUUAACAUGACUUUUAAGAAAUAUCCGAAGCGACGCGAUCGCGAAGAGAGACACGUAUGGAGGAUGCAUUGCGGAGAAAAAGGAAAAAUUAGUAGGACAUACCUUCGGAACGGAAAUACGUACUUAAAGAAAGAAAACGUUAAUAUCGUUGUAAGGGAGAAUGGAUGUGUCGAAUCAAAGAGAAGACAGGAAAAAUGAAAACUAAAGCAAGAGAACAAAACUAGCGUCUUCCAGUUUGUCCAUUCCACUUGUCAUUGCGUUUUAUUCACGCUUGUUCUUCGAUUCGAAUAUCCUCCGUCAUCUCCCGUACCAAUUCGUGGCGUGAUGCGAUGAAAAAAUCCCUUGUAAACCGUUGUAUACCAAUUAAAUUUGUCACAAUACAGGAUCGUUUAUUUAAACGUAAAA